AUGUCAGACGCGCGCCAAAGGACUAUCAUAAAGGUAUUUCGCAAAUUCAGCAACUCACUUGGACCAGAUGCUCUCGACUUCUUGGAACAAAUACUGGAAGCGCACGAAAUAAACGAUGCGGAGGUCGAAUCGUCGGUAGAAACUAUUGCUAAAGAGUACAACAAGCAAGAUGACGCGUCAAUGAAGGUUUCUGUCGAGCUUUUGCAAAGAGUCUAUAAUCUUCUUCAAGAGGAUGGUCAGGGAUCCGAUGGUAUCGCUGAAAGCGUUGACCCCGAUAGUCACUUAUACGUCAUAAAUGCUUUUGAAAUGCCGAGAUGGCAUUGGUCGGUGGAACGGGGAACAUUCGAAAAGGCGCUUGGUCCUUCCACGAUAUCAGGAUCAGCCGAAACGCGCGUUUCCUCUAUCCGAGAUCGACUGAGCAUCAUCAAGCAGUGCGUUCUUAGAAACGAACACUUUGCGCCAUCAACAAUCCCCUCCAAGGAUAGAGAUCGGCUUGUAACGUUGAAAUCUACCAAACAGUUGCUGGGGAGAGCGGGGGAGCGGUUCUUACUUCUCGGUAUGCUCGCACGUUCCAAGGAAGGAAAACUUUGCCUCGAGGAUGCGGAUGGGAGUGUAGAGUUGGACUUCUCUAAGCUCGAUGAACCUGGAGAGGGCCUGUUUACAGAAGGCAGUUUCGCUCUAGUCGAAGGCGAGUACACGGAGGAUGCCACUCUGGAAAUUAUCGCAAUCGGGCAACCACCGUGCGAAUCUAGACAAACAGCAAGGUCGAUAUAUGGACACAUAGACUCUCUAGGAAAGGGAUCCACAUCGUUACUGGAGGACGCACAAUUCUCCGCCCGUAUACGGGAGGAACUAUCAGAUCUUCAUUUCUUCUUUCUUUCGGACGUAUGGUUGGAUCAUCCGAGAACCCUCCUUGGCUUGAAGAAGAUGUUCGAUAAUUGUAUCGACAACGACUUUAUACCGAAACUCUUUGUCAUGUGUGGAAAUUUUACGAGUCGUUCCAUAGCCAACGGAAAUGGGCGCGAUGUACAACGAUACCAGGAGAACUUUGACGCAUUGGCCAACCUCAUCUCAGCCUAUCCUACAAUAAACCGUACCUCACACUUCAUCUUCAUACCCGGGCCGUUGGAUGUGACUCUGAAUUCAGCUAUACCUCAACGACCCCUACUUUCCAGCUUUGUCUCACGACUCAAGGCCAAGGUCUCCAAAGCGCACUUUGCAACCAAUCCCUGCCGUAUCAAGUUUUUUGACCAAGAAAUUGUUGUUUUUCGGGAUGACUGUAUGUCGCGGAUGCUGAGAAACAUCGUGGGCGUGAAACUUGAUGCAACUGGCGAUGACUUAAAACGAUAUCUCGUUCAGUCCAUCCUCGAUCAGGCCCAUCUUAGCCCUUUUGCGAACCAUAUACAACCUACGCUCUCUGACUUUGAUCAUACACUUCGUCUGUAUCCCUUACCAACAGCUAUUAUACUGGCCGACAAGUACGAUCGCUUCAAGAUAACUUAUACUGGGUGCCAUGUCUUCAAUCCUGGCUGUUUUGUAGGAAGCAAUACUUUUACGUUUUCGACUUACAAACCCUCAGAGUUGAAUUCGGAGGAAUGUGUGGUGGAUAUGGACCAUGAUGUAACUGUUACAAUUACGUCUCGCCCACAAGUUCUUCUAGUUGUGUUCUUGGAGAAACCGAAUAUUAUGUUCUUCAAGAUCCUCCAUUCCAUCGUCACUCUUUUGCUUGUCAAGACACCCUCCCAAUCAUGGUCAACUUUCUUCGCUCUCCUUCCUCUCAGGCUUGUCGUCCUUGCCCUACUUUUUCGCAGACUUGUUGGGCCAUGGAUACUAGCCCGAAUUUCCGGACACAUUAGAGUUCGCAGUGUUAGCCUUCGUUCUGUGCGAGGGAUAUACAUAUGCAAGACAGGUCGCCACGGCUCUCAGACUUGGAGCAUCGACCGCAUUGGCUGGACCUGGUCUUCUUCUGCCUCGAGGCACCUCAUCAUCAAAGUGGAAGGAGUAUCACUACUAACAUGCCCGUUACACGCUCCCCCUUCUUCUAACCUCGCGCAUAAACGAUCAAUGACCGUAGCGGCGUUGAGUUAUACACGUGCAAGGCUUUGGCAUAUGGUGUCAGCAAUAUUCAUGUUCUUUGAUCCCUAUGUACGCCCGGUAGUCCGAGCUGUGGUAGUUCACUGGCUACGUCGAUUGCUCUUGACUAUCCCCGGCAUACUAUCCGCCAUAGCUUUCGACAUUCACGAUUUUCACGUCCAUCGCGAUGGAAAUCCGAAUCUUGAAUUCACCGUUGACGAAAUACGAGUACGCACAUCUCUUGAAUUCAGUCCUGUCGAAAAACCUGCGAAACCGGAGCCAAAGAGAAACAACUCUCGGUCGUUCAGGCGCUCCUACAGCAUGACAGCUUGGAAAUCUCGUUUCAUGGACAGUGUCAAACGUACUUGGGAGAGAGUCGCUGAAGAGAAGGAGGCUCAGGCGAACAUAUCGUUGAAACUGGUCGAUAUAGCAGGGAUAUUUCCUUCUGUUUCUUCAGCUCCUGUAAAAUUCCUACGGCUCCCUGGGUCCAUUGUCAUUAAUAGUUCCAUGUCUUUCGAUCUGAAACGACGAAACCUCAAGACACACGGCCUGGAAAUCGACGCGAAGAUCUCCAACUGUUUUGUAGAGUUGAUCCCAAUUCUCGAUGUCCUGAAGGCUAUGAAAAAUAAUUCAGACUCUACGACUGACCAGUCUGAUGGGCGUCUCAAAAUCCCUGAACCAAGAUCACCAUCCUUCUUGUACAUCCCCUCCUCUCCUACCUCGCCGCUUUCCGCUAAAACACCGGAUUUCGCUUACACUCCCUCUACCCCUAGAUCUCCGUUCCUUGAAACUCUUUCUGCGAACCUUCUGCAUCGACGCCAUCACUAUCGGCCUUGCAUGAAGCUGAAAGAUACUCAACGCAAGGCAACACUCUCCUUCCUCAAUUCAAUCCGUGUACAAUUCAGUUCCUCCUCGUUUGUUAUACGACCAAACCAGGACUCCGUGCCGCCGGAGACAUACGCAGCUAUUGUCAGCAAUGUCGUCCUAACGGCAGGAUUAAGUGAUCCUCAGAAGAGUAAACUUCACAGUAGUUGGCUGGGGCGCAAUACUCACAAUGAGGCGUUUGACUCUGACAUCUAUUCGAUAAACCUCGGUGUUGAUGCCCUCAACGUCACGAGGCAUUCGUCUGGCCUUGAUCGCAUCGGUAUUUUGUCGCUCAAGAUGUUCAGCUGGCAAGUACUUGCGACUCAAUGGCCGUCUCCGUUCCUCGUAACCUCCCCUUUUGUUGGAGGUGAUCCCAACUCUCCAGCACUUAUCGUGCGAUUGUCAAUUAGCUCAUUGAAUAUUACGGAGACUGCCGAUAAUCUGAUGAAGUAUGCUCUCUCACAUAAAUUCACGUCAUUCGAGGAGAAGCAAGAAUCACGUCCGAACAACAUUCUUCCCCUGCCCCGACUAAUGCUUGAGGUGGAUUGUGGUUCAAUGUCCGGGACCCUUCUGACUGAAUCCGUGCCGGGAAUCCCACAGCGAGCGUUGGAACUCCGAACCGAUGGUUUCGUUUUCACUUCUCGCUCUGAUUUUACAACGAUAUCGGGCCGUUUCCACCCUGUUGGUGAAUUCUUCGAUGAAGUUUGGCUGAGGAUGACAAUCACCUCUGCAUUGUACUUGAAACCCACUUUUAUUCGCGCACGACAUCUGCAUGCGUCCACUAAUAUCCGGAUGUCUACUCUUCCGGAGGACCCUUCAAUAGUCUCCCUGGAAAUGGUCGAGAUUUCAUCCCAUAAUUCCCUGCUUGCUACGAUCAGGGAUGACACUCAAAAUACCGCUUGUGUCGACCUUUCUACAUUGGAGACAGAGAUCACCUGCUUUACGGACACAGUGUGUGUGGAGUUAUGGCACCCAUUGGUAAGUGACGUUCUACGUCAAGUAAUUCAAUCCAUGCCUACCGGCUCGCCGUCGCAUACGCCACAUACCACGGUAGCUAUCAGGAGAUUUUAUGGCUCUUUCGACAUGUCUAUUCAGAGGAUCGUGCUAUUCGUUACUGCACCUGAUAUACAACCCGACGAUGCAAGUGAUUUGUCGCGCGGUGUUGCCGUUCAUAUCACUGGUCCCUUGCUACAACAUCGCGCAUUGAAAUCCCAUGAUCCCGACGUGUUCCGCAACACACACAGUAAACAUUGGGAGAACAGAAGUCAACUUCGGCUGUCGCAGGAUGCCAUCCAGGCCUUUAUACAUUCCAGGACUGCCGGUCCUGCCGGUUCACUUGUGUUCUCACAAUUGACCAUUUCCAAUGUUGCAGCCCGUAGUGCCGUUUCCACUCGCUAUUCUCCCGAUGACCCUUUAAUGGCCGAACGGGAAGAUUGCAACUUGGAUAGCCUGAAUUUCUUGCAGAUGGAUGGGAUCGGAGUCACUUCCAAUCAGCACAACCUCGCAUUAGAUGUCAGUGUGAAAGUCUCGUCUAUACGUAUGGGCUUCACAUUAGGACAUCUCUAUAAUGUCUUGCUUACCUCUCAACUCAUUAAGUGGUUGCUGGAGGUUCGACCCAGAGGCUAUAGCGCUGAUUCACCUCCUUCCCGUCGACCUUACACUCUCACUGCAAGUGUCGAAACGGCACAAGUUCAUUUUUCACUAUGCAGCGAACAAGCCAUUUGCAGGUUUGACUUGCUUCGCGUCAAUCAUGGUUCUCUAGGCCCGCUCGAUAUACGAUGGGACAGCCUUAUGGCCUGGGUUCAUCUUCCUACUGCCAUUGAUCCAUGGGAGGAAGAACGAGGACACCGAUGGGAACAAUUGGUAGCUAUGCGUAACUGGCAUGUGCGUGUGCCUCUCGGACAGAAGCAUUUACCCAUUACUGUCUCUGGCGAUACCGCACGUAUCAGGAUUCCCUAUGGCUUCAUUCUGGCGGACCUUGUGCACGAUGCUGUCGUGGCUAUCAAGGCUUGUAAACAUCUGUACCGCAUCACCGCUGUGGGAGUACAAACGCCUUUCCCGGCGCCAGAGGCGGAAGCACCGAAGGAGGUCCCCAAGAUCACAUUCCAGGUUGACUUUCUGUGUGUAGAGGCCGCAGACGCUCCUUUGGAAAGCAAGCUCAGUCUCAUAUUCCGGUCUGGCCCUGGCGCUGUAGAGAGUCGCAAAGAUCGAGAGAAUGCAUUUGCGGUUAAAGUCGACAGUAUCCUGAAUUCGGGCGAUGUCGUAGAUGAACGCGAUGUGCCAUGGCAGUUCUCUGCAAAGCAUUCUGUUUCGAUUCAAGAAGCACGUUCACGAUUGGACAGGGUACAUGUCCUUGACUGGAUUAUGAGGUUAGACCAGAUCAAAGCUACUCAACACGAAGCGGAACAAGAAGUACUUAAACGGCUCAAGACCCUUUCCGGAGUGUGUCCUUUCACCAGUAUCCCAAACUUAGUCGAAGUUUUGCCCGUCGGCGACACCCCACCACUGUUUCGUAUUGCCAUCUCGGACCUCUCGCUUUCUUUGGACAAGCCGUCUUUCCCUUUAGAACACCUACAAGAUUUCCUCCAUGCACAAGGGCAUCUUCCCAAAGAAACAGAGUAUUGGUUAUUGGUUCCGUUGCAUAUCAAUGUGUCUCUUUCGGUGUUGAAAAUUACACUUAGAGACUACCCUUUAGCGUUGGCGCACGUUUCUUCCCCUCCCGAUUCUGCGGAUCCUUCCUUGGUAUUUGAUACUGAUCUCGUUAUCGCAGAAGAGAUGGGACCUUCGUCUUCCGUGGAUUGGGUGGACUGCCCAAUUUUUACUGGUGGGGGCAUCCCAGGAGGCAAUGUCUUGACAAUUUCUGUUCCAAAGACGAUUAUGCCUGUCAAAACUUAUGCAAACGCCGAGGUUCGCGUUCUGACACCGGAUAUCUCUAGCUUCUCGUGGGGAGUAAGCUACGCACCUGCUACUAACGACUUGAUGAGGGUUGUAGAGACAUUAACGAAUGCUCCAAGAGAUUCGUCUCUUCCGGUCGGAUUCUGGGACAAGAUGAGACUCGUAUUUCACUGGAGCCUCAGAGCAUCAUUUAGGGGCGAAGUGCGUUAUCACAUGAAAGGUUUGCGAGAUCCAUACGAAAUCACCGAAAAGGGUGCUGGUUUUGUGCUUUCUUGGCGUGGACAUACAAAACUAUUGGUUGGCCUCAAGAAUGAAUCAAAAGAGCUCAUCCAAGUUGUCAGUGACUCGAUGAAUAUUGCCAUUCCAGAGCUGAGGCACUUCCCUUCUCAACAAUCCGCACCUUUCAAGAAGAUCUGUGCUAAGUUUCUUUCCGGUGUCCGAUUUGGAGUUGGUUUUGUUUUCGAACGUGCAUGUGGGCCAGCCUGUACGAGCUGUCAAGGAUCCCCUUUCCAUCGCACAUGCCGAUACUUCGAUUUCAAGCCGCAUUCCGAGGUCAAACUCGGAAAGAAGGAAUUCAUUCCGAGCUUGAAUGGACCAGCAGAUUCUUAUUCCGGUUUUCGCUCCGACUUCAUACAUCUCUCCAUCUCCCUUACAUCGUCGAUCCAUCACACAAAGAAAGAAGAGCCCCUCGCCAGCAGCCUCCAUCUUACACCCAAAGCUUUCGCCUACUUUUACUCAUGGUGGGAAUUGUUCAAUGGCGUGCUCUCCCUACCCAUAAGACUUGGGACGUAUUAUUCUCCCCGCAAUAUAUCACCCAAGUUUGGCCGACAUCUGGCGACCCUCAAGUAUCGUAUUGCCGUUCCAAAACUUCAUGUCAUGCAUGGUUAUAUCGAUGAUUCGAAAGAAACAUGGAUCGACGGUGUCACGCCAUGGUUAGGAGUGAAAGCGAUGAUUGACGAACUCGAAGCCGAUCUUCAUCAGCGGGACGAAGAAACUAUUGUGGCAGGGACGGAGGUAUCGUCCAUGAAGUACACGCGUCGAAAACCAUUUUACGCUGCGGAAUUGGUCAUGAAAGGACUUGACUUGCGUGCUAUUCUGGCGACCUUCUCCGAGCCGUUGAAAAGAGACAUCGAUAUCUCGUGCCCUCCUCAUAAAAGCAACUACAGGACUCGUUCUGAUCUGCCCAUUACCGACCAUACAUCCCCAUGGCAUGACCCUGACGACUUCAUAGAGAUCGAUUGGUCGCCACCAUCGGAAUACGGCGCCUAUGAUCUUCAUGUCUUGCCCGUAGCUUCGUGUCCUAGAUUCUCCUAUUUCAAGAGAAAUUCUGGGGUCUUAAGUGACGGUACUCAGAGGAGUAAGUUCGGGGAUGAAGAUACACAUCAAUGCUUUCUCGAAAAGGAACCAUCUGUUCCUAGAAUUCAGUCAACCCUGGCAUUGGAAAGAGUUACUCAACUCCGCGCAAUGCUGGAUAACCAAGGUACCCUCGAGAGGAAUCGCUCGCAUCAGCGGAAGAUAAACCUGCUCGAACAGUAUAUAGAAGCUUUGCAGAAAGUUGACCAAAACUCCCAUGAUUAUUCACCCGACUACCAGAUGCCUGCAGACUCUGUCUCUGCGGACGAGUGGGCUGAAUUCGACAAUGUCUAUCAGAUUCAUUGUCCUAAACUUUUCCUUGAUACUGCGGUUCGCGAUAUCAUGAUGCAGUACUACUAUUGCUCUCGGGCUCGCAGAGGCUUUGAGUACCAUAUGGCCACCCGUGCUGUCAAGUUCAUCAGAGAUCAGGCUAAAGCUGCAACGAUUACAGAGCCUGACCAUGUAUCUAAAGGUCACCACACCGCACAAGCAGCCGCGACUGCGAUUAAAAAAAUUUUCGCCGGUGAAGGGGUUAAGUCGAACGAACGCACCACCGAUGUCCAGAUAUCGAGGUCGUCUCACUCGUCUUCGGUCCUAGAUCCUAUGGGGGGUUGGUCUGAUGGUGUCUCGCUUCGGAAGAGCCAUUGCUGUCUAUUACUCAAGCCUCAGAUUGUGCUACGCAAUAGAGAGGUUGAGAAGGACAUAUGCGUUGUUACUGCUGUGCAAGCAAAGUUGCAGUCGUUCGUAAUCAUGGACGAUUCUAACGUAGAUGAUCCUAUCAGCGGGAAAGUGAUGUCGCGGACAUACGCCGUACUGUCUGGGAUGCAAUCUUUCGCACCAACUUUCGCUUCGGAAGUUGAAACGCUUUACGUUCCCCUCGAAGUUAUGGUCGAUCUUCGUUGCGAGAGUGAAGAAUUUGAGCGCCUUGUACCCCAAACUGAUGCAACGUUUCAUUACGACAAGUUCAACAGGCUGCGUUUGAGAAACAAUGUGACCUCUGUCACUCGGAGGUCGACCGAUACCGCUACCGCGAAUCACCUUCAGGACCAAACAGAUCUCAUUCAAAUCCACAUACCCAAUUUCACCGUCACAGCCAGUGAUCAUCAUUUUCAAACAAUUUCGAAUAUAAUAACGAAACUCCUUCUAUUCUCCGACGCUGCCCAUAAGACUCGCAGCGACAAACUCAACACUUUGAUGUUCACUUAUGAUUUCUUUGACGAUCUCCCUUCUUCGGCAGACGUUGUCUGCAACUUACAACAACGAAUCAGGACCGCUAUGGACAUCGAACAUAGUGCUCGCAACAGCAGCCGGAUGGGAGAAGAGGAAGUCACGUUGGAGCUCAUGAAAUUGAGAGCACACUUCGUUUCACUGAUUGAGGAGCUGAAUUUCAUUUUCGACGCCAUCAAGUACGCUCAAGACCGCUCCGACGAUCACACAGAUCGAAAAUCCGCUCUACUCCUGAAUGCUACGUCCUCUGAGAUUUCGUGGAGGAUGCUCGACGACCAACGAGAUUUGCUCGCCAAGCUCGUGGUGCAGAGUAUAGAUUAUUGUUGGCUGAGCAGGCGGGACAGUUCCACUGUCAAUAACCUGGUUGUCGGGAACCUUCAGGCGUUUGAUGGCUCCAGGGAUGCAUUAUGGGCAGAAAUUGUAACGAAACAUGAUGAACCUCAUAACCACCCCCUUUUAAAGAGGGGACUCUUUUUGUCAGCAUCGUGGAUCGUCUUACCUCCCGUGGGAGGUAUCACAAUUUAUGAGACUUUUGAGCUCAACUUUCACCCGUUGAGGCUUCAAGUGGAUGCUCGCGUUGGCAGUCGCAUCAUGGAGUAUCUGUGGCCUGCAAGGAAAGACAGACAUAAGUCCAUAGAGAAGGACGAUGACACAACGCAUGAAAGCGGUUAUACACUUGUUCCCCGUGUUUCACUUGAUUCCGCGACACCCACCACCCCAAGUCGGCAAAAUUCAACAUUAUAUUCUGAUAACCCUUCGCCAGGAUUGGCUCCGCCACUUCGACGACUUGGGGCCUCGCGUUCAUUCACCGAUUUGCGCUCUUCCCUCACUGAGUCUAGACCGUUAUUGUCGCCGGCUUUGCACAGGACGAGAUCGUCAGAAGUACUACGGGACGAUCAUGUUAAUAUGAAGAGUCCUGAACCUCUCCAGAUUGGCCGUUCAAAAUCGCGAGCUGACGUCGUGAACGAGCAAUCCCCGAAGGUUGGCGAUGCGGCAGAGAUGAGGACGAGAUCAUCACAGAAGACCUUCAUCCUCGUUCGAAUAUCAAGCCUUCAUCUGGUGUUGAACAUCAUGAAAGAGGACUCGUUUGUUUGUCAAGACGCUCGCAUCAGGACACGAGAUUUGGAAUUUAGGAACCAAACAUGGAGUUUUGAAGAGUUUGCAAAUCAGUUCAUUCCAUCCGACAUGGGCUGGAAAAGCUGGAUUAAGAUGGCAUUUCAUCAACCACUUGUUCCCGUCCUUCCUGUUGCUCGGGAGCUUAUUUCGAAAACGAAAUGGAUAGCUUCAAAGAGUGGACCGUCCCUAUCAGAGCAACUUGCCAAACCAGUUCCAAUGAAGGCACUACCACAGCCUUCUAAAUCCAAUGUAAACGAGGGAAAUGACAGCCGAUCGCCACAACCGAAAACAAAUCAACGGUGGAAGAAGGCAUCUCGACGAACCGCACGCGAGCCUGUUCCCAUAACGGGUAGUGCCUUUACGCAGGAGCCCGGUACUUAUGAAGGAGAUGAUGAUGAUGACCGAGAACUGCCCGCCUCUUUGCAGAAUCGGAAACGUGUGCUCAGUUUUUUUAGUCGUUCGUCCUCGUCGAGUUCUAAAAAAACGGAACGUUCGUUAUCGCGCGCAGCCAAUCGUCGAUCGAACGACGUUAUCUGA
Messenger RNA from Marasmius oreades (fairy-ring Marasmius), 10065 nucleotides. RefSeq lists its product as uncharacterized. The record is from RefSeq and is a predicted model, not a curated record. NCBI's taxonomy places the organism in Eukaryota, Fungi, Basidiomycota, Agaricomycetes, Agaricales, Marasmiaceae. Gene Ontology annotation, molecular function: DNA binding. Bases 1 to 10065 code for a protein of 3354 amino acids. Gene Ontology annotation, biological process: DNA replication. The transcript has 32 exons.